Molecule: messenger RNA, 1020 nt
Organism: Lachancea mirantina
Lineage: Eukaryota; Fungi; Ascomycota; Saccharomycetes; Saccharomycetales; Saccharomycetaceae
Source: the annotation of a GenBank genome assembly
AUGAGUGGAAACGAUCUCCGUGUUCAUGUGGGAGUACUUAUUGAUGACGUUCAAGUGGUAAAGGGCGCGUUUGCUUUGUACCGUGUGGAUUUAAAGGUAUCAAAAGGUGACAAUUACAGUCACGAUUAUCAUGUAUUUCGACGGUUUUCGGAGUUUUGGAAACUGAAAAAGGAUUUAGAGCACGACGUAAACUCAGAAUUGCCGUAUGAGUUGUCUUCGCAGCGAUAUACGAUAUGGGGGAGGUCAGUUAGAUCGUGCGAUCCGGAUGUUAUUGAAGAACGGAAGAAGGAGCUAACGAGUUUCUUACACGACAUGCUGAACGAUUCGUUUGAUACCAGAUGGAAAAGAUCGCCGUACGUGUGUCAAUUUUUGCAAUUACCGAGCGAUUGGUAUACGAUUCCGUCGCGACGGAAACUAACUGCAACUGAUCAGAAUGAAACCUUGACAGAAGAAGAACUUCGAAACGCAGAGAAAUGGCUUGAAGAGUUCCGAAAUUGUAAGCGUAUCAUGGAAGAAAAUCGUAAAUCGUCCCGUGGGAGUCGAUCUUUGGCGCAGUUGCGAUUAAGGCUAAGCAACUUGGAAAACGGGCUUGUAUUUUUGCGCGAUAACAAAGUGGUUGGGGUGGGAGAAAUUCAGCGACGUGAGAAUUUGUUGAAAGUGUUGAAAUCUGAUCUUAAUAGUAGUUUUAGUGGAACUGCAGAGGACAGAGGGCUGGAUAGUUCAUUUUUAGUAUCUCAAAAGCCCGGUGCAGGUCGCAGGAUCGGCGAAACUGACACUACAAUGACGAGGAAUAAUCAACAACUCUUGCAACUUCACAAGGACACCAUGAAGGACCAAGACGAAGAACUUGAAAAAUUGCGUGGUGUAAUAAAGAAUCAAAAGAACUUGUCACUGGCCAUGAACCAGGAAUUGGCCACGCAGAAUGAACUGCUGGAUAUGAUGAGUGAAGACGUCGAACAAACUGCGAUUAAACUUCGCAUGGCUAAUCGCAGUGCCAAAAGAUUUAAUGAGAGGUCAUGA